AUGACUGACAAACUCCUAAGGCAAAAGAGGACGCUGUUCAUCUAGUCAGUGGGCACAGGUACAAUAAAUGCCUUGCUGGAUAACCUAUUACAGGACCAAGUGAUGCAUGAAGAGGAGAUGGACAAAGUGAGAUAUGAAACUGUUACAGUCAUGGAUAAGGCUCGAGCCUUGAUUGACCUUGUUAUUCGGAAAGGGUGUGGGGCCUGUAAGAAAUUUAUCAAACAUCUCCAUGAAGAAGACCCUGAACUUGCACAGAAGAUGAAACUGCACUUGGAUAAGAUCCAAUGA
Messenger RNA from Trichechus manatus latirostris (Florida manatee), 288 nucleotides. Its product is annotated as caspase recruitment domain-containing protein 18. The transcript has 2 exons. NCBI's taxonomy places the organism in Eukaryota, Metazoa, Chordata, Mammalia, Sirenia, Trichechidae. Gene Ontology annotation, molecular function: caspase binding. Gene Ontology annotation, cellular component: NLRP3 inflammasome complex; IPAF inflammasome complex; AIM2 inflammasome complex. The record is from RefSeq and is a predicted model, not a curated record. Gene Ontology annotation, biological process: regulation of apoptotic process; regulation of inflammatory response.